Mandrillus leucophaeus (drill) is the source of this 1293-nucleotide messenger RNA. RefSeq names its product ribosome biogenesis protein BMS1 homolog. The record is from RefSeq and is a predicted model, not a curated record. Lineage: Eukaryota; Metazoa; Chordata; Mammalia; Primates; Cercopithecidae. Gene Ontology annotation, molecular function: U3 snoRNA binding; GTPase activity; GTP binding. Gene Ontology annotation, biological process: ribosome biogenesis; maturation of SSU-rRNA from tricistronic rRNA transcript (SSU-rRNA, 5.8S rRNA, LSU-rRNA); endonucleolytic cleavage of tricistronic rRNA transcript (SSU-rRNA, 5.8S rRNA, LSU-rRNA). Gene Ontology annotation, cellular component: nucleus; 90S preribosome.
AUGAACUACAAGAAGUACAGCAUUGCCAGAAUAACCUGUGCCACUGUGGAGACUAAAGACCAGAAGAAACACAGAAAGAAAUUUUACAGAAAGAAAAACAGUGGGCCCAAAGCUGAAAAGAAAAAGAAGCGGCAUCUGCAGGAUCUCCAGCUAGGAGAUGAAGGAGAUGCCCAGAAGAGAAAUCCCAAAGCCUUUGCAGUUCAGUCUGCUGUGCGGAUGGCUCGAUCCUUUCACAGACAUAAUUAUUGUUUUGAAUAUUCUGUUGCGUUAUGUUUGAGGAAGUUUUUAGCGAUAGUGGGAAUGCGGGAAGUUUUGAUAGAGGUGAAGACACCUGGAACUGAACAGCAGGAUCAUGGUAAAAAGCGCAGACUCGCCAUUAUUGAAUGUGGGUGUGACAUUAACAUGAUGAUUGAUCUGGCUAAAGUAGCAGAUCUGGUACUGAUGCUUAUAGAUGCCAGCUUUGGGUCUGAAAUGGAAACCUUUGAGUUUCUAAACAUCUGUCAAGUACAUGGGUUUCCUAAAAGUAUGGGAGUUCUCACCCACCUUGACUCCUUCAAGCAUAAUAAGCAACUGAAGAACAAGCGAUUAAAACACACGUUCUGGACAGAAGUUUUCCCGGGUGCCAAACUGUUCUACCUUUCUGGAAUGAUGCCUGGAGAAUAUCAAAACCAAGAAAUCCACAAUCUAGGCCAUUUUAUUACAGUUAUGAAGUUUAGGCCUUUCACAUGGCAGACUUCUCACCCUUAUAUCCUGGCAGACAGGAUGGAAGAUUUGACAAACCCAGAGGAUAUCCGAACAAACAUCAAAUGUGACUGGCAGGUGUCACUUUAUGGUUAUUUAAGAGGAGCACACUUGAAAAGUAAAAGCCAAAUUCACAUGGCAGGGGUAGGAGAUUUUGCCAUGAGUGACGUCAAUUUCCUUCCAGACCCUUGUGCUCUUCCUGAACAACGAAAGAAGCGCUGUUUAAAUAAGGAGAAGCUGGUUUAUGCGCCUCUUUCUGGAGUUGGGGGUGUGCUGUAUGACAAACACGCUGUCUAUGUUGACCUUGGUGGCAGCCACGGUUUUCAGGCAUCAGACGAGUUGGGGCCCACCCAUGAGCUGGUCCAGACUUUCUUCUCCACUCACUCCACCAAGAUGGCUUCAAGUCGAGCGAUGCUAUUUUCUGGUUCCAAGCCACUUGGGUCAGAGAAUAUAGAUAAUCAUGGUGUCAGAGAUGGCUUUGGAUUCCCAGUUCUGUGUGCUCCUGUCUGGCUCCUGAACCCACCUGGAGAGGUGAGUCUGGUGAAGUACUGA